Molecule: messenger RNA, 1224 nt
Organism: Rotaria sp. Silwood1
Lineage: Eukaryota; Metazoa; Rotifera; Eurotatoria; Philodinida; Philodinidae
Source: the annotation of a GenBank genome assembly
AUGGAAAACCGAAGACGGACAGAUACAGAAGAUUCAUCUUCUGAAUAUUCACAAGCAGCAAUUGCUAUUCUCGAUCCAUUACUAGAGACAGUUGAUCACCAACGUGAUACGUCUGAAUAUUAUAGGCGACAAUCAUCUGUUUUUCACAUAUCAGCUACGAUUAAAUCUGAAUGUGAUAACGAAAAUAUUGAUUCCAAUAAAACAAUCACUUGUUUUAUAAAAUGUUUUCGUCAUGUGAAAAGAUUUUCUGGUAUUUUGUAUGCCUUAUUAGCAUCAGUAUUAUUCACAAGUUCAAAUUUUAUUAUACAACAACUUAAUAUUAUUCUAUUAGAUGUAUUUCUUAUUCGAUUUUUUCUACAGGGAAUUACUUUAUUGGGAUUUAUGCUUUAUAAAGGCUACCAUCCAUUUUUGUGUUCUAAUAGUUUAUUAGUUUUUAUUCGAUCUCUUACUGCUGCUGCAGGUAGUGUCUGUUUUUAUAUUGGUCUUGUAUUUCUUCCUUUACCUGAUCUACUCACAUUACGAUAUACACAAGUUGUUUGGACAGCUCUUCUCGUUUUAAUUAUAUUUCGAGAACGGAUUACUAUACCAAUCAUUAUAGCAAGUAUAUUAACACUUAUGGGUGUUAUUGGUGUUGCUCAACCAUCAUUUAUCUUUUCAAAAUCAAAUACUUUCAAUAAAACAUCAGAAAUAUUAUUAACAAACAAUAAUAAAAAACGAUUGUUGGGUAUAUUUGUUGCAUUACUAUGUGCAUUUUCUAUAUCAAUGAGUUUUGUAUUAACUAAAAAACUAUUUGAAAAAAAAGUUCGACAAAGUAUAAUGUUGUUUCAUUUUAUUUUAACAACUCUUGUAUUUUUAUUAAUUAGCCAAACAUAUUAUUGGACAUAUUCGAAAACAAAUCAUCAAAAAUUUAAUAUAAAAAGAAAUUAUUUAACAAAAGAUUUUUUCCGUGCAACAAUACUUGCGACAUUACAACUAAUUCCAAUGAUCUUAUUACAAAAAUCAAUUAAACGUGAACACCCAUCUAUUGUUACAAUUGUUCAAUCAUCUGAUAUACUUUUUUCUAUUAUAUUACAGAAUGUUUUUUCCAAUAUUAAAUCAAAUACAUAUGCAUUAAUUGGUUCAACACUUGUUCUAACAAGUAUUAUUAUUGUGGGUGGUCAUAAAUUUUGGCAAGACCGAAAACAUCAUACUAGUCUUUCAACAUCAGUAGAAGAAAAAAAAUAA